Leucoraja erinaceus (little skate) is the source of this 4037-nucleotide messenger RNA. RefSeq lists its product as uncharacterized. Gene Ontology annotation, cellular component: membrane; extracellular region. Gene Ontology annotation, molecular function: lipid binding. The transcript has 2 exons. Gene Ontology annotation, biological process: lipid transport; lipoprotein metabolic process. NCBI's taxonomy places the organism in Eukaryota, Metazoa, Chordata, Chondrichthyes, Rajiformes, Rajidae. The coding region runs from base 605 to 1348 and encodes 247 amino acids. The record is from RefSeq and is a predicted model, not a curated record.
GUAUGUGUAGGAUAGUGUUAAUGUGCAGGGAUCAUUUGUUGACGUGGACACGGUGGGCCGAAUUGCCUGUUUCCGCGCUGUAUCUCUACAACAAAAACUAAAAAACGUUUGGUGCAGGGUAUAUCCAUUAAGAUCCAAUCAAAGAUAGUCCAAGGGCUGAAUGGCCUACUCAUGCACCUAUUUUCUAUGUUUCUAUCUAUGUUUCCUUCCUCUCAUCAUUAUGGGUGUGAAUAGAUCGAUGUUUGGUGUGGACUCACUGUGCCCAAGCUCCUGUUUCCUGUUUCUACAGCUCUGCAUCUAUCUCAUAUCAUUCCUUUCCACUCAUUAAACUGCUACUUAAAACAACUGCUAUUUCAAAGUUAUCUGGAGAAUGCAUGAUCUAUAUAGACAUUUGUAAACUCCUAAUAUCUGGCUCAUUUAUUUGGCAACUUGCACUGCUUGAUAGCUGUAAUGUGAAGUAAGUUGAAGUAUAUAACAUUAGCACAUUUUGUGUGUAAAUGUAAUUUGGAAUGUAUUUAACAUUUAUUUUGCCUCAGAUUGGAAUUGACGUUCAUCAAACCAAUUGCAUCCAAUUUGCAGUCCUGCGUUAUUACUUGGAAACAAAAUGGGAUUGGAUGCAGAAACAAAAAGAAAUUGGCAAAAAUUUCAUGUGGAGGUUCGUCAGUGGAUGAAGAAAUCAACAGAAUUCAUUGUGGAACUGCGCUCAAUUGCUGAUGCAAUUGUCGAUUAUCAUAAAGAUGUCAUCAUCGCAAAAAAAGAAGGAACUAAAACACAAGGCUUGGGGGGAGUCAUAGGUUUCACAGGACUAGUUGCUGCUCCUUUCACAUUCGGAGCCUCGCUAUUGCUCACUGGGGCGGGGAUGACGGUGGCCAUGGCUGGUAGGAAAUCUAACAACAAUUCUGAUUCUGCUAAUGAAGCAUACCAUAAAAAAAACCAGGAAAAAGUGAAUGAAAUUGUGGAACAAUACCUAAAAAUCACUAAACGCCUGACAGAUAUAUUAACUCAGCUCAACCCAUCCUUGAUUGAGAUUGAAAAGAAGAGGAAACCAGCUGCAGACUUUAUUAGUGUCGCCCAGGGUCUGGUGAACAGGACUCAGGAUGCAUUGAGAACAAUCAGAACUGUGUCAGGAGUUCUGGCAGAGCUCAGGUUGGCAUGGGAUAUCUUUCCCAUAAUGAAAGGCGUGGAAGUACUUGGAAGAAAGAUAACUGAAAUAUCAACGAUGAUCAGUCAGAUAGCUACAAACAUGGAGGAGGAAAGGGGCAAGUUUCAGAAAGCACUUUCAGAUAUCAAGGGGUGCGAUGUUGAAGGAAAUUCUGGUUGGUUAAUGAUCAUACAGAGAUCAAAUUAAUAACUCUGAUUUCACUCUCCCUUAUUCUUUACAAACCAGCCUUCAUUAUACUUUGCAGCUUCAGUUUUUGUUUCUAUUGUUGAAAUUCAUAUAUUCUCAGAAUCCUUUCCAGCUUUCCAAACCUCCCUCCUCUAAGAUGUUAUGCAAAAUGUUCCUCUUUGAACAUAAAGUUUGUUGUCUCCAUUAAACUGAUCCCAGAGCAUCAGCAUCAAGAAAGCCACCAAAGCAGACUGCUCCUCACAGACCUGCCACAACAGCACAACAGCAUGGUCUGAAGAAGGGUUUCAGCCCAAAACGUCGCCUAUUUCCUUCGCUCCAUAGAUGCUGCUGCAUUCGCUGAGUUUCUCCAGCAUUUUUGUGUACCUUUGAUCUUCCAGCAUCUGCAGUUCCUUCUUGAACAGCAUGGUAGAGUUGCUGCCUUACAGCGACAGAGUCCUGACUACGGGUGCUGUCUGUUCAGAAUUUGUACCUUCUCCCCGUAACCUGUUUGCAUUUUCUCCGGGACUUCCAGUUUCCUCCCACACUCCAAGGAAGUACAGGUUUGUAGGUUAAUUGGUUUGUUAUAAAUGUAAAAUGUCCCUAGUGCAUGCAGCAUUGUGUUAAAACCCUGUCCCAAGGUACGAGUUCAUCCCAAGAGCUCUCCUGAGUUUAAAAAAAAUCAAACUAGUGGUAAGCACGGAGAAUGAAUGUAGUGUGUAUGUCGGAGCUCGGGGACGUCUCUUAGCGCUAACGGCAGGCACUCGGGAAGACUCGCUAAUGGGAAAACUCGUGAAGAUUUUUCAACUUGUUGAAAAAUGUCUACGAGAGCCCCGAGUACCAACGAGUGGCCAUUACCAUAAAUGUCCAAGUUUAAAUCAGGCCAAACUCGGGAGAACUCUUGGAAUGAACUCAUACCGUGGGACAGGGGUUUAAGUGUGCGGGGAUCGUAGGGCAGAUUGGACUCAGUGGGCCAAAGGGCCUUUUCCGUGCUGUAUCUCUAAACUAAACUAAAAUAUCUGGGCCUAGUUGCAAAGUGUUUUUGCGGCUAAUGGGCUGCUGUGGAAUCCACCUUAACUGGUGCUUGGACAUUGAACAUGGAAUAUAGAACCGUACAGCACAAGGACAGCCAAUAAUAGCAGUGCAGAACAUGAAGCCAAGACCAUCUCUUAUCCACCUGCACAUAAUCCAUCUUCAUCCAUUCCCUGCAUAUCUAUGUGUCUGUCCAAAAGUCUCAAGUGGUGAUUCUGCCUCAACAAUCUGAUCAAGACCCUUGUUCAAACUGAAAGUCAAGGGGAGAGAGAAACAAGAUGUGGAAGGGUACAAAGAAAAUGUAAGGUGUGAAAAGAAGAUGCUGAUCUGGAAAAGUACAAUGGCUCAUUGUUGGAUGAGGGGAAAAUGACAACGAGGCUUACAGCCAGUAAAAUGAAUCACGGGGACAGUGAAACUAGUAUGAUUAUUUUCCCGAAACUUUCAAUUGAUCAUAAUUAUAAUCAUGUAUGGACCAGGUACAGGCAGGUGGGAUUAGUGCAUCUGGGACAUGUUAGCCACUGGGGGCAAGUUGGGCCAAAGAGCCUGUUUCCAAGCUGUAUCACUCUAUGACUAUAACUAUAAGAUUUGAAAAUGCAGUUGAUUUAUUCAAUUUGCUCACCAAAACUGGCAUUGUGAACAAGAAAUGUGUUUGAUAAAAAUACAUUUGAGUUACUUGUCUUUCCGUGCAAAAUGUGUCAAUAUUUAGUGUAUCUAUUGAUACAUGGUAAAUGGUAGUGAAUUGAAGAAUGCAGUUGAACAGAGGGAUCUAGGAAUAACUGUGCAUAGUUCCAUUAAGGUGGAAUCUCAUGUAGAUAGGGUGGUAAAGAAAGGUUUUGUUAUGAUGGCCUUUAUAAAUCAGAGCAUUGAGUGUGGGUGGGAAGUAAUGAUAAAGGUGUACAAUUUUGCUCGCCAAAUUAUAGGAAAGAUGUCAACAAAAUAGAGAGAAUACAGAGAAGAUUUGCUAGAAUAUUGCCUGGGUUUCAGCAACUGUUACGGAGAAAGGUUGAACAAGUUAGGUCUUUAUUCUUUGGAGCGCAGAAGGUUAAGGGGGGCUUGAUAGAGGUCUUUAAAGUGAUGAGAGGGAUAGACAGAGUUGACGUGAAUAAGCUUUUUCCAUUGAGAGUGGGAAAGAUUCAAACAAAGGUCAUGAUUUGAGAAUUAAGGGACAGAAGUUUGGGGUUAACACGAGGGGGAACUUCUUUACUCAGAGAGUGGUAGCUGUGUGGAAUGAGCUUCCAGUGGAAGUGGUGGAGGCAGGUUUGAUUUUAUAAUUUAAAAAUAAAUUGGAUAAGUAUAUGGACGGGAAAGGAAUGGGGAGUUAUGGUCUGAGUACAGGUAGAUGGGACUAGGUGAGAAUAAGUGUUCGGCAUGGACUAGAACGGCCGAGAUGGCCUGUUUCCGUGCUGUCAUGGUUAUAUGGUUAAAUGGUUAUUGAUGCCUUCAUUUCCUCAGAACUGUACAUUUUAGAUCAUUUUAUGCGACCCCUCAUUAUCUUACACAGCAUUUUUGCUACAUGAAAUAAAUAAUUGUAAUGCUUUGUGUGAUUGAGAAUUAAAUGAUUUAUUUCUCCUGUACAUGAUUAAUUCCUGAAAUAAAGGAAACAAUUAGUUAUGCAGAAUGAUUUUUAAAUACUGAGAUUUUUUGCAUCGGGUGACCAGAGUCUGACUUCUUUGUGUAGAUG